AUGCCGCCCCCUUCUUUCUCACACCAGACCUCCGUGGUCCUUCCGCGAGCCAUUCAAUCCUGGCUAAAGGACACUAUCCAAAAGAUCCGAUCCGCACUAUUGGCCAACGAUGAAGCAAAGCGACACUCGAUUCUGAGCGCUAUCGAAACUGCCGUCGAAGAGCAGGCGCAUUCACUUCAAAACGCCGCUCAGGCCGACGAUGCCAAUCAUCCCCCAGCAGCAGGCCCCUCCCCUACAGCACAGAUCAGAUCGCAGAUUGCGCUUCGCAUCAACGAUGCCAUCCACGGCCUCCUCCAAGGCGAGCUCGAAACGCAGCACAACGAAAAGCUUCCCGCCUUGGUCGAUGUCCUCUUUGUCACCAUGCCUCUCCUCGGGCCGUCCUCCAUCGUCAUGGAGUGGUGGGACCUCGUCCUCUGUCGUUUGCUCAAGAACGCCUCGGUGCAGAACAUCACGGCCAACCGUGCUCGAGAACUCGUUGUCCGUGCCAUGGCCGCUGCUUCCUCCGCUGCAUACGAAGACGAACCUUCUCCCGUCGCUGUAUGGCCGGCUCCGCCUUCUUUGGACAUUCCAGCAGACUCGCCCGGUCCAUCCACAAGUCCUCGACGAGCACGAGCGGUCCCUUAUCCCAUGUCAGCCGCCGCCCCGCUCUCUUCCUCCUCGCCAUCUCGCUUGCCCCAACGCAGCCCCUCCGCCAACAUGGGGUCAGGUCCGGGGAGCCGAUCUGCUUCCGUUGGCUCGCGGCAGGACACCUUCCGUCGAUUCACUCAGCGCAUUCUGGACCUCUACCUGGCCGAAGCAGCUCAGGAGAGCCAACAGAUCCGUGCAGAGGAAGCAGGACACCGAGAGCAGAGGCGGGGAAGUGCACCGGAUCUUAGCAAGUCGGGCUCCAGUGAUCAAGCUUCCCUUCGAGACCUCAGCCACAGCCAUUCACUCCGAGAUCCAGGCGCCAUCGUCUGGAAGGGCAACCUCGAGUCGAUUCUUCUCGUCUACUCCAACGAAAAGCCCAAGCAAUUCUUCCACCACAUUGCAGAGUCUUUCAGCGACCCCACGGCACGUGUUCCGCUCCUGUUCCUUCUCUCGACCUUCCUGCGGCUAUAUCCCAUCCACGCCUACCACAUCACGUCAACGGCCCUGCCACGUAUGCUCAUCCUCUCGCUUCAGCUCGACACUUCCACCACCUGCGUCUCGCUCGGCGUCACGGCACUGAUCAUGCUCAUUCCUCACAUCCCUAACUGGAUCGCCAACGGAGGAGCCGGCGGACUUCCCACCUUACUCAGCAUCUUUGCACGCAUCGUCGACUGGAGGCGUCUUGGCCAUGGCUGGGAAAGUCGCGUCGGGGAUGAUCCAGAGCUGGUAGAGAUGCGCAGGGAGAAGGACGAAGAAUUCUCCGAGAUCGAUCGCCUCGGCAAACGUCUGAACAUCAAGCCCGCACUGCGUUGGAACAGGCUCGAGUCGACCUUUGACACCACCAUGUCCACGCCACCCAACGCAGAACACCUCUUCACCUUCCUCUACGGUCUCUUUCCGUGCAACAUCAUCCGCUUCAUGCGCUCACCCAUCGACUAUCUGCGCAAAGCCUCGUUCGACAGCCCAUUUGAAGGGCCGUGGGAGGAUAUGAUGGACGAAGUAGCCGUGCAGAAUCGAUCUGCCCCCAUCCUUCGUCGACACACGAUUCACCCAUCCAUCAUCACCAUGGACGCCGAGACCGAGCUCACCGACAAGCAGCGCUGGCUCGAUCACGACUCGGCUGACAUCAACGCCGAAUGUCUAGGACUCUUCCUUGGCAAGUGGCACGAUGUCAACUCCUCGCACAUCGUUCAGGCCGAACGUCAGCGCCACGGAUCCACAGAGCACGACGCAGCAGAUGACGAGACCGCAUCCGUCUUCUCGUCCGAAGCAAGACUCGGUCCCUUCGACAUGAGCCGACUGCGCAGUACAGCAGCCCUCUUGCAUCCCUCUUCGCCCAGCGGGUCGGCGAACCGACACUACCAGAGGGUGCCUCACUCUGUCAACCCGGACGACAUCCUGUUGACGUACGCAUCGUUACGAUCGGGCGCACCACUCAUGUCGACGACGGCUGCGGCCGAAGCAGCUAGCAUCAGCGCGCCUACGCCGGGCGGCUUUGGCGUGCCGAGUCAGCCUUUGACCGCCGCUGCUCAACGAUUGGACGAGACCGCGUCAACAACGCCAACGGCAACGCAGGCAAGGGUGCCCAGCGGCAUGACGGCGAGCGCCACGCUUUCGAGACUGAUGCCCGCUGCCAGCUCUACAGCUGCCGCCACACCGGCGAUGGUCACAGCUGUCGGCAGCUCGAGUUCGUCGCACGCGCACACAUCCGUACCCGCUUCUCCUGCUACCCACGCCUCUCUUGCGCGUGUCCGCUCGCGAUCCGGAUCGCUAUCAUCGCAGUACUCUACCAACACCUCGACCAGCCCAGCCACGCCGUCCUCGCCCACAUCGAAGGAUCGCCAUCCCUUGGCAUCCAGCCAUCUGCCUUCUGAAGCCACCACUCCACAGCAGGAGCUGAGCGGCAUGGCGUUCAUGGCCAUCCCAUCGCACGACACAACAGCAUCGACAGCGGCAGCCCACAGCCUCGGUAGCGAUGCCUCCAUCAUCUCGUUCCUCCAACGCGAAAACUUGCUGCUGCGAAACGAACUCAACUUUGAGCUGUACCUCAAAGAGCAGCACCUGCGUCACAUUGGUCGUCUGCAUCGCGAAAAGGUGACCGACACAGCUCUCGAAGCGGAACGUCAGAACCUCUACCACACGGUGCGCACGCUUCGCACCUCGAACGCAACCCAGAGCGCCGAGCUCGAACGCUGUCGCGCCGAAGCGUCCGCGACCAAGUCCCGUCACGUCCAAUGGGAAGCCGAUCUGAACAACAAGCUCAAGGCGUACCGCGAAGAACGCAAAGCGUGGACGACCGAAGCGCGUCAGCUCAAAGCCCAGGCCGAAGAGGAUGCGGCCAACAUCACUUCGCUUCAGCGUCAACUUGAGGAGUCUGGCGCGCAGCUGUUUGAGCUGCAAACCAAGAUGGAGGCGGACGAGCCCAAGUUGGCGCGACUCGAGCAGUACGAGGCCAAAAUCGCACAGUUGACCACCUGCCUAGCGUACUGGGAUGCCGACGUGCUCAAGUACGAGCAGCAGAGGAAGGAGAUGGAGAAACUGCUGAGCAAGUGGGAUGAGAUGGCGUAUCUCGUCGAGGCGACCGAGGCGACGUUGGCCGAGGUCGAGGGGAGGUGCGCCGGGUUGGAGGCGGAGAACGAGCGGUUGAGGGGCGAACUGGAGGCGGCGUUUGCAAGCGUGAGGGUGUUGAAGGAGGAAAAGGCGCAGUUGGUGGUCGAGGGCGAGCCGAAGGUGCAACAGGCCAAGAGGGAGGUGGAGGAGGUGGGGAGGGAGAGGGACGAGUUGAGGAUGAGGAAUGAAGGGUUGAGUGCCGAGGUGUUGAAUCUCAAGGCGAGGUUGGAGGCGUUACAGAUGCGCGAUGCCGACGUGCCGCCCAUCGAAGCCGAGCUGGAGUCGCAAGCCCGGUGA
Kalmanozyma brasiliensis GHG001 is the source of this 3534-nucleotide messenger RNA. RefSeq names its product Hamartin. Lineage: Eukaryota; Fungi; Basidiomycota; Ustilaginomycetes; Ustilaginales. Gene Ontology annotation, cellular component: TSC1-TSC2 complex. Gene Ontology annotation, biological process: regulation of cell cycle; negative regulation of TOR signaling. Bases 1 to 3534 code for a protein of 1177 amino acids. The transcript has a single exon. The record is from RefSeq and is a predicted model, not a curated record.